Molecule: messenger RNA, 2524 nt
Organism: Melanotaenia boesemani (Boeseman's rainbowfish)
Lineage: Eukaryota; Metazoa; Chordata; Actinopteri; Atheriniformes; Melanotaeniidae
Gene: tmem9
Product: transmembrane protein 9
Exons: 5
Coding region: 258-827 (189 amino acids)
Cellular component (GO): lysosomal membrane
Source: RefSeq, a predicted model, not a curated record
ACUGUAACAGUACUGUGUAUAGGUGUGUACUGAAUGCACAGCAGAAAUAAGGAUUUUAGUUGCUGUUACAACGUAAGUUUACAAAAGCUGAAGCUGUCUUUGCCUCAAUGUCCACUCACUGAUGAGGCGUUUGAAUGGCGGACUUCUGUGCUUUGUAGCUAACUGCUACCUAUGCUAACCAGUCUCCGCGUUGUGUUUUCACAGAGCGUCCAUGAUAAUCGUGCACUAGUCGUGCAAGUCGUUUUUCUCUUGGGGAAAUGUCUGGCAGAGCAGGAUCCUGGAUAUUUCUUGUGGCCGCAGUAGCGACCAUCUUUCUGCUGGAUGGGGCUGUUUUUGCACAUGCUAAGAACUUUGAAGAUGUUCGGUGCAAGUGCAUUUGCCCACCUUACAGGAACAUCACUGGCCACAUUUAUAACAAAAAUGUCUCCCAGAAAGAUUGUAACUGCCUCCAUGUAGUGGAGCCCAUGCCUGUUCCUGGCCAUGAUGUGGAAGCUUACUGCCUGUUAUGCGAGUGCAAGUAUGAGGAGCGAAGUAGCAACACAAUCAAGGUAACCAUCAUCAUUUACCUGUCUGUCGUGGGUGCUCUGCUGCUCUACAUGCUGUUUCUGCUGCUGGUUGAUCCUCUCAUCCGCAAACAUGACCCCUACACUCAGCCUCUGCACAAUGAAGAAGACUCUGAGGUUCAGGAAAUGCGUCCACAAGCAGACAGUGGGCCAGCAAGAGGAAACACAGUGCUGGAACGGGUUGAGGGUGCACAGCAGCGCUGGAAGAAGCAAGUCCAGGAGCAGCGUAAGACGGUUUUUGACCGCCACAAGAUGUUAAGUUAAACCUCCUUGGGCUCAGUGCAUUACCCUGUCACCAGCUGCACGAUCAUGCCUGUUUAUCACUGAUGUGCACUGCAGUCGCUGCAUUAGCAGUACCUCACUAAGAAACAUUUAAAAGCACUGAAGCAGAUUUCUAAUUUAAUUUAAAUUUAAUUUAUGUGCUGUAACCUUAAAAAAAAAACUGCUUUUUUGUGUACUCCUAAUGAGUAAACAUACUUUCAGUAAUACUUUUUAUUUUCAGUAAUUGCAUUGCACAUUUGGAAUGUCUUUAUUUAAAGAAAAAAAUCUCAAUGGUUGUGAAUAGCUUGGAUCAUGUUUUUUGAAAACUUGACAAUAUUGAUGAGUUGUUUUUUUUUUUUGUUUUUUUUUUUUUUGUUUUGUUUUUCUGACGAGUCACCCCCACGAAGGGUCUACUGAGUUAAUUUAUUUGAUCUUGCUUGUGGGAUUACCAAGCAUUCCAUAUUUUCUAGUUAGGGACUGGUAGUUAUUGGUAUAUCAACCUAAGAACAUUGAGCUUUUUUUGCAGUAGUAAUUGUUUAUUUUAGGUGGAGUUGUUUUAAGAUCUCCGUCAUUACUGCUUUCAACCUCAAUUUGUGCCUUUUUCCUACUCUCUCUCUCUCUUUCUCUCUCUCUCUCUCUCUCUCUCUCUCUCUCUCUCUCUCUCUCUCUGUGGGAAAAUGUGUUUGACCAAACUCAUUCUGUGUCUCCUUAAUAUUAGCAUAUCACAGCUUUCAAAACCUAACACAUAGUAUGGUCUAUUGCGAUCUGUUGGUAGAUUGUAUCCAUCACAAUAGUUGUAAGAAAUUUUCUUAAAUUUAUAAUAAAAUAGAAAUAGUUUUGUUGAUGUAAACUUAGGCCCACUUUUCUGUUCCUCAUUUUGCAGCAUGACGUGAUGUAAAACAAUUUACUUGCAAAGAGAGAACAGGACAUUUAUCAGUGCUUUAAAGGCAUCCUCAGAUUAGUUAAAUCUCAACACAGGUUAAUGAAACCUGUAACUGAGCCCUCAGUAAUGCUCAGACUGAUAGAAUAAGGGCACCUGCUGACCAUGAGGGGUUCUUGUUCAUCAUAUGAUUAAAAAAAAUAAAUAUAUAAAAUGACUAAUAACUUCAUGCACAACAUGAACAGGCUGUAUUUGUUUAGUUGUCUGUAAUGCUUUAUCAUUUAAUAUUUAUAAUGGUUUAUUGGUUGAAAAGGUUUCUUUUUAAUAUUUUGCUGUUAGUGUUAUUUAUUUACAGAUAGCUGACACGUUAAAGGAAAACUCUUACUGCUUGACCUGUACAGUGAGGGAAUGCAGAUAAUCUAAUGUGCUGUGAGGUGCUUUUGUGACAUGCUUUUAACGCUCUGGCCUUGGCAGUUAAUAAAUCUCACACACUUUAAACACACAUAGGAACUUUAGGACUGCUGUGUUGAACCGCACUCUCCAUCAUUAUCAUCAUACUGCUAUAGGAUGGAGUAUUUUCUGCAGAGAUGGUGCUCCAUCCCUCCAAUAGAUCCCAGAAAUUUGUAAAAUUAAUGCCAAGACACAUUAAAGUUGCACUGGUGGCUUGGACUGGUUCGUUACCUCCCUAAAGCACUUUAUGUUGAAUUUUCCUUUAAUUUUGCGCUUGUCUGUAAAUAUGUCAUUACCCUAACUGAGGGGUUGAUCUGCCAAUGUCUGUUAGCUUGAUGUGAAAUAAAGAAGCCACCUGUUCAUUCUUCCA